Fonsecaea erecta is the source of this 465-nucleotide messenger RNA. RefSeq lists its product as hypothetical. The transcript has a single exon. The record is from RefSeq and is a predicted model, not a curated record. Bases 1 to 465 code for a protein of 154 amino acids. Lineage: Eukaryota; Fungi; Ascomycota; Eurotiomycetes; Chaetothyriales; Herpotrichiellaceae.
AUGAUAGCCAGAUCGGAAUUGUGUCUGGAUUUUGUCAAGAAUGGCGUGCUUGUUCCACUGCCGGUAGCUGCCCCUAGUACUGACGACGUCCCUAUUAUCGGAGCUGACGGCGUUAGAGCAGAUGUGGCGGAAGAUGAGCCGCGCGAAGAAGCCAAGGGCCCGGUAUUUGACGUGCUUGAAGACGUGAUCGCAAAGGCAGCAGACGAUGAGGUUGUUAAGGUCACGGAGGAAGAUGAGGGUGAAGAAGUCGGUGUGAAAAUGAACGAUGCAGAUGAGGUCAACGGGGUAUCCGAAAAACUUGAAUCAUCGCUCGACGUCGAGUCAUAUGGUGUUGCGGUAUCUUGUACAUUGGUGGUCGGUGAGGCCCCGGCUGGGGAGGAGUUUGUCGUUGCUGAAAUUGCGGACCCGGCUGCCACUGAAACCGCCGAAGCAGCGGAGGACAGAAGCGAAUUGACUUCCGUAUAG